AUCCCCGCCUCCGGAUUCCAAUUAGGUCUCCUCCCGGCGAGGCCGCGCCGCCAUCGGAGGCCACUCGUCCGCGCAUUACCACAGCCCCCGCUCGAUGAAGCGUAGAGACGCAAUCUAAGGCUUCUUAUCUGCUUUGUCUUCCUGUCCGAUUUUGGGGGAUGUCGGACAAGGCGCCGGAGGUCAUCUCGGCGGCGUGCGCGUGCUGCGGGCUGACGGAGGACUGCACGCCGGAGUACAUCGAGUCGGUCCGGGAGCAGUUCGGCGGCCGGUGGGUGUGCGGCCUCUGCGGCGAGGCCAUCGAAGACGAGAUCGGCCGCGCCGGGCGGUGGAUCUCCAUCGACGAGGCGCUCAGCCGCCACACGAGCUUCUCCGAGCGCUUCCGCGCCGCCGGACCGCCCGUCGACACAGUGGAGCCCAUGAUCGCCGCCAUGCGGCAGCUUCUCCGCCGGAGCCUCGACUCGCCGAGGGCUACGGCAAGCAGCACUCGCCGAAGUGUGGAGGAGGACGCCGGAGAGGGCGGCGGCACCGCCGCCCGCAGAUCACUUGCGAGGCCGAGCAGCUACCUCUCCACUGCGGCCCGCUGAAGCCCCCCUCCCCCGCGAGGAAAUCGACACGGUAAGCGUAAGAGCGAGUCACCAGAAUCCUACUCUCGACCUUUGUUAAUAUUGAGAAUAAAACUAACCCUUGUUAGCCCUGCAUUUAGCUUCUUAAUCUACCUUUUUGCAUCAAAAAAUGGAUUAAUAUCAAGAUCAGAAGAAAAAAAAGAAGAAAAUUCAGCUAA
Molecule: messenger RNA, 781 nt
Organism: Zingiber officinale
Lineage: Eukaryota; Viridiplantae; Streptophyta; Magnoliopsida; Zingiberales; Zingiberaceae
Exons: 2
Coding region: 159-584 (141 amino acids)
Source: RefSeq, a predicted model, not a curated record